CGCCCGUUUCCCUGCUAUCUUAGAUCUUACCGGGCAACCCCAGCUUCUCCUUCCUCGCUCGAUCCCCAAAUCGCUGCGUGCCUGCCUGCUUCCUCCACCCGACCCUAACCCUAGCCGCGCCGCCACCAUCGAUCCCCAAAUCCCUCCCCCCUCCGCCCUCCACCCAACCCUAAUCCCUACCUACCUUAGCUAGCUAGCCGCCAUGGGCCGUUCCAUGGCUCUGCUCCACCGCGAGAUUUACUUCUCCGACGACGAGGCGUUAUCCGGCCGAGUGUCGUCAAUCCGCUGCCCGUGGGAAGGACGAGAUGGUCCACCAAGCCGCCAAGAGAUCAGUGACGCAGUCACCGGUUACCUGCGGACCUUCAAGGCGCACGCAGUCGUCGCCGAUCCGCCGGCGCUCUCCUUCCUCCACAUACUGCGGCCGCCGGUAUCCGUCGGGCUCCCGGUGCAGCUCCACAGCCUCACCAUGGCCACUCUCUCCAGCGCGGACAAGAACCUGGUCGCCAUGUACGCCGGAGCGUACCGCCCUGGCAACCGUUUCCCUGGAGGCUACCUCAUCUACGACGCCAGGAACGACUCCAUCUCUGGGAUCCCCGAGCUCCCCUCCGACCACUCACAUAGAGCCAUCGGGUGCGAGUCGGCCGUCGUCAUGUGCGCCGCCGGGAACGACUACUUUCUUGCCGAGCUCGUCAGGGUCUGGCCAGAUGGCUCCCAAGCUGCGCUCUGGCUGUGGAAGUCGUCCGUCCAAAAAUGGGACUUGCAUCCCAGUCGCCUGCCCCUUCCAUCCAGCACCACCGGCCACUUCUCCCCUGACUUGUGCUUCUCUUGUUGGGGCUCUGUCCUCUGCUGGGUGGAUCUGCUCAAAGGCAUGGUGCUCUGUGAUCUGAAACAAAACUGCAAGUUCAGCUUUAUUCAGUUGCCCAAAGAUUGUCCAACCUAUGAUGCCGACAGCGACGACUUUACAUACUCCUCUGCCGAGGAGUUCCGUUCCAUGGCCUGUGUUGCUGGCAAAAUCAAGUUCGUCGCCCUGGAUGAAUGUGAUGAACACCAGCCCGAAAAAGGAUUGGAACUGACCAUCUGGACUCUCUCGCAUGACCUCUCAGGGUGGAAGGAAAGCUGCAAGUGCAAUGUUGAAAACAUCUGGGCAAACGAGGCCUACAAGCCUGCUGGUAUAAGAAAUCUUCCUCCGUCGUACCCUGUUCUGAGCAUCCAUGAAGACGGCGUCGUCUACCUAGUCUUAAAUGAUCUCAGGGAGUUGGACUAUGGACUAGAGCACAUGGGCCAGUGGAUGCUUCGUGUUGACAUAGGCAAUGACAAGGUCCAGUUCUAUCCAAAUGGUGAAAAGAAUUCUGUUAAUUCCCUGCUCUUUGCCAGUGAGUUCAGUGCGCACCGACAGCAUUUACAGGAUCACCCGAGAGAGAUAGAAGCAAGCGAGUUUGUUGCAAGGGGAAAGAGGAUGAAGCCUUGAGAUCUUGGCAACAUAUCAUGAGGAAAUUUGGACUGAUGGCCGCCACUUGAUUUUGCUUAGGCCCAGUGAAGACAUUUAAUGUCAUCUGUAUCGAUUAGUAGUACAGUAGUUAUAAACUUAUCAGUCAUGGCAUUAUGCCUAUUGAGUGGCUUCUUUUGGAUUGUAACUGGGCAUGGUUAAACUUAUCAGUCCUGACUUUAUGCCUAUUGGAGUGCUUCUUUUGGAUUGCA
Molecule: messenger RNA, 1698 nt
Organism: Aegilops tauschii subsp. strangulata
Lineage: Eukaryota; Viridiplantae; Streptophyta; Magnoliopsida; Poales; Poaceae
Source: RefSeq, a predicted model, not a curated record